AUAUUUUUCUUUUUCACAAAUACAAUAAUAUUAUUUGCACAAUUAAACUUUGCAUAUUCAUACUUUAUAUGCAAAAUGUAAAUUAAUAUUAAUUGUUCAAUAUAUAUUACAUUGUAAUAUUAAAUAAGUAUCUCAUCGAUUAAAUCAUUAAAAUUUUCAAUUUCAAUUUGUAAUUUAUUUUUGCGUUAUAAUCAGAAUGUUUAAAUUGUAACACGAUUGCCCUAAUAUCAGUCAUAUUUUAGAACAAACUAGUCUGUCUAAGCAAAGCCAAUAAGAAUAACACAACAUUGGGCAAUGACACGUGUGUAUUUGUAUUUAGAGAAAGGAUGUUUGUAUCUCAUUUUAGACAGUCAUACCGCAGAGAUCAUCUGACGAGUUCGAAUUCUUUGCACGUAUAGUGAUCUAACUAGUGUUUUAGCGUUAGACGUGACGAAACGAUUCAUGCUGAAGUUUACAUUUUAGAAUUUCUCUAUUUGCAAUUAAUACUAUAUACAUUCAACAAACUCGCUGAGUGAUUUGACAAAGAUUAUUUAACUGGAUAGUUAUGGAGGAAGGUUUUUCACAACUAUAUCGAGCAAAAUUCGAUGGAAAACCUGUAUUGCAUAGCUAUAUGGAAAUAUGCCAUAAUACAUUGUGUUCACAAUACUCACAUAAUAAACCUGAGGACUUUACCAGCGAUUUUUACGAGACGUUACAAUUAUCAUACGACGCAGCUUCUUCACAUAAAAAUAAGACGUUUACUGAAGGAUCACGUAAAACGUUGAAAGUCAUAGACGACAGGUUGAGUGUUUUGGAUAAGCAAGUAUCCGAAACAAAGUUCAACGAUAUUAUCGCUCUUGCAACGUCUUACUGCAACAUGGGUAUACUGUACAAUUCUUACGCGAAAGAGAAGAGAUUACGCAGUGGUAGAAGUCACUUGAAGCGAUGUUUAGAAUUGUUAAAUGGAAAAGAACUGAAUCGCAGAACUAUUUUGAUAGUUAUGAGAGCAACUAUGCAAUUGGAAUACAUUUUUCACAAACUGAAGGAACCAAAGCAAUGUUGUCCAUAUUCACAUAAAGCGAUUGGUUUCUACCUUCAAUACACAUCGCAGUUGCGUUCUUUUCCUAUGCCUUUCGUCACACUUUCAGUUAGUCUCGACGUUGAAAAGCCUGGAAGCACAGAUAUAAAUUCCAUGAUGACGUUGUUUUCAAACCUUUUAGAGCACGUAAAGACUUGUGCGUUGGAUGAGUGGGAUCCACUUGAUAUUAUACCUAUACAUAACUUAUUAAUGGUUCGCGCGACAGUGAUGUCAGAUAUAGUAACUGAUGGUCUUAUGUGGAUUAUUACAGCAACUCCUUUUUAUGUAUACUUGCUACAUAAAUACCGCUUCAGUGAUACUAGGAAUUAUCUUGCUGUUACACAAUACAUAUUGGAUACAUCUGAGGGAGAAUUCAACGCUACGAAGAAACCCAACCGUUUGCUACACAAUAAGGAUAUAAGUACGCUGUAUUCUGAUACAAGAAUGCAUCUCGAGCUCGGAUGGGCUAAGUAUGGCAAUAUGCUUUUGCUUUACUCGCAAUAUAAAUUGUUCCAACAGUUUCGAACUAAGAAAGCAGAUACGUCAAGAUCAACGUCUUCUAUCGAGCCCAAGGAAUCUGCGGAGCCAUUAACAUUUAAUUGGGAAAACUUGGACCAACGCCUAAAGGAUAUCGCCUGUCAAGUCACUGAUAAAUAUGUGUCAAAUCUCAGAGAUGCUAAAGCAAUUUUCGUGCAUACUACAAAAUGGCUUGAAAAAAGUAAGGCAUAUUUUUUGAAGACAGAAAACACUUUGUUCUUGUCUUUGUAUUUAACUACAAGAUACAAUAUCACAUUAACAUAUAAGCAUUUAGAAUGCUUUGAGCCAGACCGAAGUAUGCGUAUAAACAUGCACAAACGGCGAGUGCAGAUGUUAAAGGAUGUUCUUAUACUCGCUAAGGGAUUGAAAGGACAGUUUCUAUUAUACAUAUGUAUCGAUAUUGUCACUUCUUAUGGCGCUAUUAUAGACAUGCUGAUGGAGAAUGCAGAAAUAGCUGGACAACCAUUUACUGAAAUAGAAACGGCAGUGCUUGAAUAUGUAAAAAAUUGCGUAGAAUCUUGGGAAAACUAUUACAAUGCGGACGCUGAACUGCCUAAAUUAAAGAAAAAGUAAGGUUACUUGGGACAGGAUUCUUUUUCAAAAUCAUGACUAAUCUACUGAGUAUUGAUUAUAGACAUCAAACAAUUUACAAAUCUCAAAUUUAGUUUGUUGUUACUUUGAUAUAAAAACGUGUGGAUAAGUUCUUUUUCUUUUGUAUUAUAUACAUAUAUACAUACAUACAUACAUAUA
This is a messenger RNA of Ooceraea biroi (clonal raider ant), 2344 nucleotides long. RefSeq lists its product as uncharacterized. Lineage: Eukaryota; Metazoa; Arthropoda; Insecta; Hymenoptera; Formicidae. The record is from RefSeq and is a predicted model, not a curated record.